AUGACUGAAACAUUGAAUCACAUUGUCUCAAAUAAAUCUUCGUUUGAUACUGAUACGAAAACUUCACCACCUAUGUCUGUCAUAGUUCAACUAGACGAAACGAAUGAACUUCUUCCGGUGGCCAACAUUAAACAACCAUCAAGAAAAAAAACACUUGAACCGCUCAUUAUUCAUGAAAUUCAAUCAUGGUCUUCAUUUAUUGGUGCAUCAGCUGUCGAACAAGUUCCUGCUGAUAUCGAUAUAUCACAUACAUAUUCCUAUCCAUCAAAAAUUCCACAUCAUCAACGUUUACAACAAAUAAAUAAUACUCACACAUUCUUACCAAAUAAAGAACGAAAAAAUCGUUGUCGAUCAGCAUUAAUCGAUCGUAAAAAACAAUAUUAUCAUCGUCAUGAUGAACUUACAUGGCGUUCACUCUUUGGUACUAUGCCUGAUAUUAAUCAAAUACUUACAUACAAACGUUUUCUUUACGGUCAUCGUUGGCUACAAACUUUGAUUGUUUUUAUUGAUUCAUGCUUUCGUGGUGUGGGACAAGUGAUGUUCGCCAAUAAUCCUCUAUCGGGUUUUGUGAGUUUAGAAUAA
Rotaria sp. Silwood1 is the source of this 582-nucleotide messenger RNA. The record is from the annotation of a GenBank genome assembly. NCBI's taxonomy places the organism in Eukaryota, Metazoa, Rotifera, Eurotatoria, Philodinida, Philodinidae.